ACGCAUCUAUGGAGUGCGUGCGUAGCUGUGCGCUACUCUUACCAGUUUAUAAGAAGUAGGAAGGAUACAAAACUGACUCACGUUGAAAUGAAAUAGUGAAACUCAACGUCUCAGACCGAUUUUAUUAUGUCUACGAAGUCGAAGGAAAAAGUCCUGACGGCUAUCAGGAAGGUUUUCCGAUCUUCCGAUAAGAUCGCGGAUCAGGAGGGAGCUAGCACUUCGACAAGCUCGCCGUCAAGGAAAUUCCUGAAUUGUCACCACUCGGAUACCGUCUCCCCGGCGGACGCUCCGAUAUUAGAGAAUCCGGAUUCUCUUCAUGUCGAUCGUACUUGUUUCUUCAAGAAGAAGUCCAUGAAGCCUGAAAAUCUCAAGCCAGACUUACAUACGCAGGACAAAAAGGAGUGCAAGCCCACUUUUGACAAAGAUGUUGGAUUGCGUCGAUUGAUGAAAGAGUUCAAUAGGAUACAAAAGGCACAACAAAAAGGCGAGUUAGCCUUCACAGCGGAACUUGUCAACGAUAACGUUUUCGAGUGGAUGAUCCGACUGCACAAGAUUGAUCCGGACAGUAUACUCGCAGCCGACAUGCGCGCAUUAAAAAUACCUCACAUAUUGCUACACAUGACCUUCCCGAAGGAGUUUCCGUUUGCACCGCCCUUUAUGAGAGUAAUCUCACCGAGGAUUGAGCUAGGUUUCAUAAUGAGCGGCGGCGCUAUCUGUAUGGAACUUCUCACGCCGAAAGGAUGGUGCUGUGCGUACAGCGUCGAGUCAGUAAUUAUGCAGUUUGCGGCUACCGUUGUACAGGGACUAGCACGAGUAGCGAGAAAAUCGGAUCCGGCUAAGGAGUACAAUCGGCAAGUGGCCGAAGAAACGUUCAAGAAACUGGUGAAAACACAUGAAAGAGUUGGCUGGGGACCGUAUCCCAAAAAAGGCUGAUUACAGAAUAUUUUAUCAUCCAGAGUUGGAAAAAGUCUAUAUUUUUUGUAUGAAAGGCGCACAAACUAUAAUUCUACUUUUCCGGACAAAAAUUUCCUUAUUUCACCAAGGAAACUGAAGUGUGAUUUUGUUGUCGCAUAUAAGCAAUAAGAAUGCGCGAGUAUGACGGAGCCAGAAAGAAAGGAUAUCGGACUCGUCGAGUGAACAAAUCUGUCGUGAAGGUUUUUUUUAUUUUCACAUAGUUUUAAUAUCUUUUGUAAUAAAUAUAUGUAUGGAGGGAAAAAAAGAAAC
Messenger RNA from Pseudomyrmex gracilis, 1224 nucleotides. RefSeq names its product ubiquitin-conjugating enzyme E2Q-like protein CG4502. NCBI's taxonomy places the organism in Eukaryota, Metazoa, Arthropoda, Insecta, Hymenoptera, Formicidae. The transcript has 4 exons. The record is from RefSeq and is a predicted model, not a curated record. The coding region runs from base 127 to 933 and encodes 268 amino acids.